AGCAUAUUUUAAACCGAGAUGGAUGUCAAGUAACCCAAGAAUGGGCUGGACGAGGGCCAGCUGGAUCACAAACCCUUCCCUCUCAGAAACCCGCAGCAACGCUCUGGAGCUACUGGAAACGGCCGACCUGACAGACAUUCCUGGAUUUCCCUCGACGUAAAAACGCAGCGGACGGAAAGGCAGGCUCCCAACCGAGACAAGGCAGAGCAGCGGAGGGAGCCCCGAGUGCCUACGCGGACACACGCGUGCGUGCUUCACCGAGGUGCACUGAAUUGAAAUCGGUCAUGCUAAACGUAAAACCCACCCUCAGCCCGCCACGUUGCAGCUGGGGAGGCCAGGGCUGCUCCUCCGGGCGCGGGCGCCGGGCUGAGGGAGGAGAGGCAGGCCUCCCGCCACACGGAACCGAGAGCGAGGAGCGCAAACACAGCACAAAACCCGCCAGGCCGGUUAAAGGCAGCUUUACAAAACACAUAUCGUCAUCUUUGUCUAUACGCCCACGGGAGCUGCCUCCAGCCGGGACCGCGGCGAGGUAACACCCGCCGCCCCACACCCACCGCCGCCACCGCCGUCACCGGCUGAGGGGCGGGACCGUAGUGCGCGCGCGGGGUGUGGCCCCGCGCGGUGCAUCCCCGCCCCCUAGGCGAGCGGGCGGUAUUUCCCGCCCCGGCGGGUGACUGGCGUCACGGCGGGUUCUUGCGGUGGGUUGCCGUCACUGCCGCUUCCGGCGCGGGCGGUUUGAAGGCGAUGGCUGGUGCGCUUUACCCGCCGUCGGGCCUUGUGGCGGAGUUGGACUCAUCUCUGUCGCUGCUAGAGGCGGGAGGCGGGCGGGCGCCGCCGCCGACAGAGCAGCAGCAGGCGGGCGCGGAGAACGCGGACCUGCUGCCCAUGGUGUUCCUCUGCGCCGGCUGCAAGCGGCCGGUGGGCGACACGCUCAGCUGGGUGACCAACGACGAGGAGGCGGGCUGCAUCCUGCUGCGCAGUGCGACCGCCGGCGUCUCGGUGGACAAGGAACGGAAGCUCUCCAAGCUGCCCGGCGAGUGCGGAUGCAUGAUUGAAACAUUAUUCUGCUCUGGCUGCUCAAUGACACUUGGCAACAUCUAUAGAUGCACCCCAAAGCAUCUGGACUACAAGAGGGAUUUGUUUUGUUUCAAUGUUGACUCGAUUGAAAGUUACAUUCUAGGAUCCUCAGAGAAGCAAGCUCUUACUGAUGAAGAGCCUUUAACUAUUGAAAGUCGAGCAGUCUUGGAAGACAUGCUACAAAGGGCAGACACCGUAUUAAAGGCUCUGGAGACAAGACUGACUGCUGUUGAAUCGAGUAUGGCUUCUCUUCACAAUAAAGUCUGAAAGAAAGGACAUGCAGGAAGUUUAACUGCAGAAUGAUGUAUGUGAACCUUGUCCUUGUAAUCCUCUGGAAUCUGCAGGAACAUAGCAAAAGCUGUGCAAAGAACUGAAAGAUACUGGCGGCUCAUGCUGUGGUAGAACGAUGCUGACUAGGAGUCUUCACCAUAAACAAGGAGUUCCUCUCUUUUCUGUUAAAAGGAUACUCCAGAAAGUAGUAGAAUUUUUUUAAUCAAGCUUCUGUAGACUUUUGGUUUAUAUGUAAAUAUUUAAAUUUUUAUCUCAAAGCAAAACAUUUAUCUCCUAACUUCUCUGCUAUUCAAUAUCUACUGAGCUGGGUGUGCAUCUCCUUCCUAAACCAAUAAAAAGAAAAUCCUGGUGAUGUCUGAUGGAACAACAUAAGUAAUUUUUCGCGUUGCUACAGCCUUUGCUUGACGUGUGCUCAGUCAGGAAUGGCACAGUAACUGUACAGGGUGGCUUACUGCUUUUUUGGGCUUUUUUCCAAGCUCAAGGCUAAAAUAGUUGUAAAGAAGGCUUUAAAAACAUUAGAUAAAAUGGAUUUCCACACAGUAUUUUAGGUCAUAUGUUUUACAGCUUCAAGAUGAGGAAAAUAAACAAGGCUGGUAGCAGCACACCUUUAUGCAAAGCUUGGUGUGUAUUUGAGCAAUGAAUUCAAAAUGCUAAUUAACACCUAGCAGUAUUUUGUUGGUUUAAUGCAGAUAUUUCAGUUAUUUGUCUUUGUUUUUCUGUGUAUUUCACAGUCAGGGUUUCUUAUACAGUGUGAGUGUUCCAAGUAACUUUUUUUUUUCAAUAAAACAAAAGCAAGCAGUUGUAGUCUAAA
Molecule: messenger RNA, 2179 nt
Organism: Grus americana (Whooping crane)
Lineage: Eukaryota; Metazoa; Chordata; Aves; Gruiformes; Gruidae
Gene: MIS18A
Product: MIS18 kinetochore protein A
Exons: 6
Coding region: 745-1344 (199 amino acids)
Biological process (GO): CENP-A containing chromatin assembly; chromosome segregation
Cellular component (GO): chromosome, centromeric region; chromatin; nucleus
Source: RefSeq, a predicted model, not a curated record